Phoenix dactylifera (date palm) is the source of this 2398-nucleotide messenger RNA. RefSeq lists its product as uncharacterized. Gene Ontology annotation, molecular function: DNA-binding transcription factor activity; protein dimerization activity. Lineage: Eukaryota; Viridiplantae; Streptophyta; Magnoliopsida; Arecales; Arecaceae. The record is from RefSeq and is a predicted model, not a curated record. Gene Ontology annotation, biological process: regulation of DNA-templated transcription.
CGCAUGGAAUAAGCACAAGCAGCCAAAGGAGGUGCAGAGCUUUUCCCAGCUUAAAGUUUUUAAUUCAUUCUUCAGAAGUCUCAUAUGCUGCCCAUCUCCCCCAUCAAAUGGACUGGCUCCCAAAAGCCUCCCAUCUUUUUAAAAAAAUCCAAACACAGCAAAGCAUUUAAAUAAUUAAAAGAGUCCAUGUACAACUAUAAGUAAGGAUCCACUCUGCUUCGCUCCUCUUUAUAAGCUCGCAUUCUAGCAACAGCCCAUAGAACAGAAAGCAUCACCUUCUCCAUGGAAACUCAAAGUUUUGGCGCGUACUAUUGUAGUUUUCCGUUGCUAAAACUCAUGUAAGCAAACACCGAUGGAAUUCAGCUACCGGUAGAUCUCUCCGAGCUUGUGAGACAGGUUGGGAGAUCAAAAUUCCUCCGUCAAAAGACGACAGUCGGUCUAUUUUGAGCUUCGAUCUGCACAAGGCAUAAAGGAACUAACUCGGCAAUGGAUAGCUCGAGUUGGAAUAAUUUAACAACCACCAGACAAGAUAUCGCUUCAAUUCCAUCGUGUUUAUGGAGCAACCUGCAGUAUGACGCUUUUUCAGAAUCCAAUGAAGAUUACAGCAAUAAAGAUCAAGCUUUCUUCACUUCAGGUUUAGAGCUCCAAGGGAUUCAGGCUAGCGAAAUGAGUUCAAAUCUUGAUGGAGGUGAGAUGGUGGAAAUGUUGGCUCCUGCUUUGGACUCGAUAAACAAUAAUCUGGAUCUGGAAUUCUUGCAGUGCCAACAAGUGACAAGGUUGGUAGCUGAUUCUGUUCUUGAGAAAUCAAGAGUUGGUGCCACUUGGGGAGAUGCUUUACCUUCUUCUCGGCUAUGUUCUCUUCCUCCCAUCAUCAGCUCCAAGGCUGUCGAUCCAUUCGAUAGUCUUACUGAAACUAUUGGCUCAUCCGCGGAAUUACGACUCCUGAGCGACCUUACAAACGACGAAAGCGGCAUCUCAGCAAUCUUUUCGAGCAGUGAAUUAAACAUUCAUAAUUUGGGCUACAGUGGCAAUAUCUCUUCAGGUGAGUCUGAAAACCAUGGCUCUUUUGAUCACCACCGGGGCGAGGUGGCCUCAGUCUCACAAGCUUCCUCAAACCCACACCAUGCUCAGCCAGGCUUCUCAAACCCAGACCAAACCCAUGCUGAACAAGCCAAAGGUAAGCCCAUCCCCAAGAGAGAAUUGGAGGAAGCAGGCAUUGAGAUUAGCUUCGGGGAUGGUCCCAGGCCAAAGAAAUCGAGAUCAGAGAAGAAGCAUUUGGGGUCUUCAAGCAUCAACUUCGGUCAUGAGAGUGGCUACGAGCCUGACACCGAGGCGAUAGCACAAGUGAAAGAGAUGAUUUAUAGAGCUGCAGCUCUAAGGCCAGUGAACCUUGAAGUGGAGGAGGCAGUAGAGAAGCCAAAGAGAAAGAAUGUGAGGAUCUCCAGUGACCCCCAGACUGUGGCAGCCAGGCUCAGAAGAGAGAGGAUCAGCGAGAGGCUAAGGGUGCUGCAAAGUCUAGUCCCUGGGGGGAGCAAGAUGGACACCGCUUCAAUGCUUGAUGAGGCUGCCAACUAUCUCAAGUUCCUCAAGUCUCAAGUAAAGGUCUUGGAAACCCAAGUGGUGGCACAUCGAACCGCCCAUGGCCAGAGACAUUCCCUUCGGGCGGAGGGCACUGUCCCCUUGAUUCGAGCCAAGCGUGCCCUUGAGAAGACCACCAACCAUAUUGGUUACCACAUGGUGGAGAUUUUUAAAAAAAAAAAAAGAAGAAGAGCCAUGCCACUAGCAGUCCCCUCUGCCCCUCCCGGGUCUCUCUCACCUCACCUUAGCCAUGAAAUUAACCAACUUCUUAUGUCAUUCAGAGAGAAAAAAAAUAGAUCUUGUUGUAACAAACUUCGGGUGUUUGGGGAUAUGGAUUGCCAAGUUGCAGUCGUCUUUCUUUAUCUCUAUGUAUCUCAUGUGCCACUUUUCUUUUCCUUCACUCAAAAAGAAGGGAUCUGGUAGCCUGAAACCAGAGGUGCUUGCUGUGGUUGAGAUGGUUUCUGAAAUUAGAAUUUUCUGGUCUGUGGGAAGACCCGGAUCUCUCGCAUUGUUUCUGCGCCGAAGUUUUGAUCUGUGUCUCCGUGUGUUUGUAGUUUGUUUCGUUAUGCACAUUUUGCUCCUUUAUAAAGUGUGACAUCCUUGGGUCCCUGGAAAUUUUGAAGAGCCCACCUGAGCUCUGACUCAAGUUAGUAACAUAUAUUAUAUAUGAGGUUGAUAGAAUCACGGCAUGGCAAGUGAGAAGAAGUUAGUUUUGGUGGACGCAGUAUGUCCUUCGUCUACUUAAACUUGGGGAGCUACCAACUUGUGAAAGGGUACAGCAGGCGGUUGGUGGGCUUGGGAAAAGGUCGACCCAGGAUGU